Molecule: messenger RNA, 1973 nt
Organism: Haliotis rubra (blacklip abalone)
Lineage: Eukaryota; Metazoa; Mollusca; Gastropoda; Lepetellida; Haliotidae
Exons: 14
Coding region: 403-1674 (423 amino acids)
Biological process (GO): receptor-mediated virion attachment to host cell
Cellular component (GO): cell outer membrane
Molecular function (GO): protein binding
Source: RefSeq, a predicted model, not a curated record
ACACGGGGGGUAUUACAUGUAUGCCUUUAUAUACAGGACUACUAUUAUCUGAUAAGUCAACCAGUCGUCGGCUUGGCGUGAAGAAAUCUCAACCUGUAUGCUUAGCAAAUGUUUCCAAUACGUCGACACAAACACCAAGGGCUAAUCAAUACCCGGGUAGAGAAAGUUGGCUUGAAUGAAAGCAGCGGAGCAUAAAACGUCGUGCCGGGUUAUUGUUAGAUUAGAACCAAUAUACGAACGUCUUGGGGCGAGCUUCAGGUGUGCUUGAUAAAGCAUGGUGCUUAAUCCUGCUAGACGCCAGCCAUGUUAGUCCUACGGAGUGAAAGCUUCCAGUCGCCUGUCGAGAAUCACCGUUGACAUAAGGUGUGAAAUCAACGAUAAGGUCUCGGAUUUACUGCCAAAAUGUCCAGGUGCAAGUGGAACUUCUCUACCUUAGAUGAACUUCACAAGACAGCCAAUGUCAGUCUCAAGUUGGCCAUGAUUAACGAACGCUCUAAACGUUGGGGGAAGGUGGUCGACAGUUACCGGAAGUUGCUCUGGAUGAUUGACAAGGACAACCUACCCCAGGACUACGAACCACCUGCUUCUUACUCCAUGCUGCUAUACGAGAUCCACGCCCACCUAGGUGUGGCUCUCCAACACGUGGGGGAACACAGGAAGGCUGCCUCCCAGUUCACCAAAGCUAUCAACAUCGUCUCCAUACCCAAGGGUGGAUGUCUUGCUGGCUGUUUGACCAACUCGUGCCUGAUGACGCCCCUCUACGCCCGGAGAGCCUUUGCAAAUACACGUCUUGGGGACAUGAGCGGUGCGAUGAGAGACGCUGAGAAAACUGUCGUUCUUGACAGUAGAAAUCCAGAUGUCUACUGCAUCCGGGCUCUUGUUCGAGGGGCUCGCGAUGAAGAUUCGUUGGCUCUCAAGGAUGUCGACCACGCCCUCCGGAUGAAUCCCAACCAUGUGUGUGCCCUCAUCCUCCGUGGUGCCAUCACAAGGCCCCUGGCAGAGAGGAUCGAACCCGAGAGCCACUCCUUCCUGAACCUUACCGACUUCACCCACCCCUGUAUGAUGGACUUCUAUGACAGGUUCCUGUUCACCCUCAGCGUCCCCCACACCAUCACCGACAUCAACCUCACACCAGACAAACCCAGCAAGAAGCAGAUAUUGUCCAACCAAGACAUGUACAAAAGUCGGUCAAGUCGACCCAGUUCCGCCCACAGCACGUGCAGCUCUGCCUUCCGAUGUGGAACAACAUCCGGGCCUCAGAAUGGCAUGGCAACGAGGCGGCGUCAUGACUACGGGGAAGCAAUCAGAAAACACAACUCAAGACCGAAAACAGCAACCGAAUAUCUUGCUAUGGUCGACAAACAACGGAAGAAGGCUGCCGAGAUGCAACGAGCGGCUUCUGCCAGUCUAGGGACAUCCAAAUCGCCAUCUAGCGGUUAUCGAUCAAAUGACUCUCGUCAAGGGGGGACAACAUCAGUCACAGAGAGCGGAAGACACACCAGAACGUCGGCAACAAAAAUAUUCCACAUCGAGACCCCAACCAACUACAAUAUACCGGUGUUUCAGCAUAUUAAUAUAAAACAAGCCCCCCGGAUGUACUACAGGCCGUGGAGCGGAGACAAACUACCUAUAGCUGUGGUACAUCACCCCAAACCUAAACCAGCGUUCUACUGAUGCUGCGGGGAGUGAGCCAGCACGGUCUGUCAGCGUAAUGAGGAAAGGAAGGACGGCUAGGAGUACACGCAAGUUGGAGACGUAUGGUGGAGUCAAGCGUUGACCUUGAACUUCUUCUUGUGUCUAUGUUCAUAAGUACUGAUACAGGCUAUGUAACUGCGAGUAUCUCAGAUCCCAGGAUUCAACAACGGAGUUUCUGGAGCAUAAUGUGGCACUAGAGUUCACAGCUGCCGGUUAUAUUAUAUGGACAGUGAAACCUCAGUAAUCCGGACGGUGAAAGGAUAUUCUUCGAACUGAGA